Molecule: messenger RNA, 1601 nt
Organism: Notothenia coriiceps (black rockcod)
Lineage: Eukaryota; Metazoa; Chordata; Actinopteri; Perciformes; Nototheniidae
Gene: rab19
Product: RAB19, member RAS oncogene family
Exons: 5
Coding region: 142-840 (232 amino acids)
Molecular function (GO): GTP binding; GTPase activity
Source: RefSeq, a predicted model, not a curated record
AAGAGAGGGGGUGGAGAGAGAGAGAGACUGAUUCAGAGCUGAAUGCUCAUUCUGUGUUAACAUCUCACUGUGAUACCAAUGUGUGCAGCCUGAGGUAUUGCAUCCUAUUACAGAGCGUGAAAAGAAAACCCAUAUCCCAAGAUGCAGUGGUGCAGGUGGGCUGGCAGUUGGAGGUCACACCUACCAAGACAGUCUGCAGGGCCAGAGAUUGAGGACUCUUUCGACUUUCUUUUCAAAAUCAUCCUGGUUGGGGACUCAGACGUGGGGAAGACCUGUGUGGUCCAGAGCUUCAAGUCUGGCAUUUUCAUUGGAAAGCAGCAGAACACCAUCGGGGUGGACUUUACUGUUCGCACCCUGGACAUCGAUGGCAAGAAGGUCAAGAUUCAGAUAUGGGACACAGCAGGUCAGGAGCGUUUCCGCACCAUAACUCAGAGUUACUACCGCAGUGCCCACGGGGCGAUGGUGGCCUAUGACAUCACACGCCGCUCCACGUUUGACUCUGUUCCCCUCUGGAUCAGAGAGGUGGAGCAGUUUGGAGCUGCCGGCGUGGUGCUGAUCCUCAUUGGUAAUAAGUCCGACCUUGAAGCUCAGAGGCAGGUUUUGUUCGAGGAGGCGUGCACUCUGGCAGAAAACAACAGCGUGCUGGCUGCCCUAGAAACCUCUGCCAAGGAGGCCCAGAACGUGGAGGCAGCCUUCAUCCUCAUGGCCCGGGAGCUGCUGGCACGCAACGGCAUGACCAUCACAGACGAGAUACCCCAAGACUCGCCUCAAUUCAUGCUGAGUAACAGCUCCCACUCGGUCAACGGCUCCGAGUCUUCAGACAGGAAGUGUGGCUGCUGAGCGGACUGCAACUGCUUUUUGUUUGGAAAAUAGGGUUGACAAUUUAGAAGAAACUACAUGUUGCAUUGUGUGUGUGUGUGAAAGUGUUGUAUAUAUUUUGACAUUGAAUAUUUAUGCACGUUGUUGAAUAAGUAACAGGUUUUAAAUGGCGGCUGCUUAUCGAACAUGUUUUGUAUAUUCAGAGGAUAAGUUAAGAGGAUUUCACACCUCAGCUGGAGGACUGUACUAAAACUGCACUACAGUACACAGAAUAUUCGACUUGACAAGCAACAUUUUGUGUCUUUCAUCCUUUUAAUUGUUAUUUAUUCAAUAUGGCUUUUUCAGUACAUUACCAGUGCUUCACAGUUGUACCCAGUAGGUAGCCUGCAGAUUCUACUUAAUUAUCACUGUAGAAUAAAGUUGAAUAAAGACUCAAUUUAAUAAUACACUUUAUUAUAAUAUGUUAUAUUAUUACAGAUAUAACAAACCUGUCUAAUUUUCAGUAGUACUUUAAUGUAAAUACUUUAUUAAUCUUCAACAAAAAUAUUGUAUUACUGACAUUUCAAUUAACAUUUCAAACUAUUUCCCUUAGACUUUAACCAUCAGACGACAAAAAAGCACAUUCUUUUGAAACUGUGAUAUUGUGUAUAAAUUAAAAAAAUACCCCCCAAAAAAACAAAAAUAAAAUGACAUUACUCUGGACAUAGGUUAAAAUGUAUGAGGUACUAAACUGAAACCAACUUAAUCUUAUCACCAUUAGUGGUUCCACAUGCAAAAACAAA